AUGUCACAUCUAUAUUCACUGAUCCGGCCGGCGUCGGCAGCGCUCGCCAGGCUCCUGCCACUGCACCUACUCCUACUCCAGCUCGUCACUCUUGUCACCGCACAGCCCAACCCGCAGGCCUCCCCUCCACACCUGCCAGAGCGGACAUAUCUCGACACCGUAUGCAGGCCGCCGAUCCUCCACAUGGGGGAUGUAGUCGCACCCUGCAUCUCCAUCGAAACGACCGAGGCGCUCUGCUACCCAAACGGCACGACGCCGCUGCACCUGGACGCCCACGCCCAGUGCCUCUGUCGGGGAUCCUUCUUCGCCGAGUGGACCGCCUGCCGCGCCUGCCUGUCCCUGCACGGCCUGCUCGACGAUGCCGACCACUCCUUCUACCGAGCCGUCGCCACGUCCGCCUCGUCGGUGUUGUGCGGCUUCCUGACCGUCCCAGCCGCCGCGCCUGCACCGACGACAAUCUUCAAGGCGAUCUUCAGCUCCAUCGCGGCCACGCUGGCGGGUCGUCCUGCCAGUAUUCAAGUCGAGAGCGUCUCCGCCGCCACAGCGGGAGCUGGAGAUCCAGGUCCGAACGACAAGGCCCCCUACCAGACCGAGGUGCGUCUCUAUUACACGGCGAGCGGACCGCAAGGGCCGGGUCCUAUCACGGGGCCUGCUGCGGCUGCCACUGCGACUGGCCUGGAGUUGGAUACCGGCACGCCGACUCUACCCGGCGGCCCUGGACCGCAGACAUCGUCGCAAGCUGCUACAGGGGGUUCCGCUGGUCCAAACGGCACGGAAAUAGUGGGCAGUUCAACGUCGACACCGUCUUCUUCUGCUGCUAUUGCCAAGCCCUUCAGGGGGCUUGCUUGGAUGCUUGCCAUCACUCUGGUGGUGGCAGUAGCGGGUCUAAGGGUGUGA
Pyricularia grisea is the source of this 897-nucleotide messenger RNA. RefSeq lists its product as uncharacterized. Bases 1 to 897 code for a protein of 298 amino acids. The record is from RefSeq and is a predicted model, not a curated record. Lineage: Eukaryota; Fungi; Ascomycota; Sordariomycetes; Magnaporthales; Pyriculariaceae. The transcript has a single exon.